AUGAAGACAUCACCCCCUCCGGUAUGUUUUCACAUCCCCGAAAUGCAGGGAGAAGGUGCAGUUAAAACUACUGGGGUGCCCAAGGACCCAGAUCCCAAAAUCCCCCAAAUGGUUGAGAAAAAUAACACCUUAAGUACUCUUUCUACAACUUUCGAGCUAGGCCUGUUGCAGCAGCAACAAGCUGAUGCCGAAAAGGAGGAGGAAAAGCACCUUUUAGAGAUCGAAGUUUUUAUCAAGAAGAUGGAGACAGCUGUUAGGCAGCAGCCUAACGUUAACCGUACCAUCAAAGAUGGCCUGCCAAAGAUUAAGGAUUUGUUGGCCACAGUAAUGCAAUGCCGAAAGAUCAGGCACAAGGCAAGAGCCCAAGAGUAUACCUUAACUUCUCCAAAGGCUGGCAAUGCUAACAAAAAGCGGAAGGUAAGAACCUCAUUACCUUCUAGCCCCGAUGCGACACCUGUGGUGAUAGCGACGGCAACGCAGACUUCCCCUGUGGUGUCCAAAAAUUCCACCGAAUACAGGAUAAGCCCCCCUGAGCAUCACCCAACUGAUAGCCCGCGUACUACUUACGAGGAGGGUGAUGUCCAACAGUCACCUGAGAGGCAGUGGGAGAAAAAGUUGACGAGAAGGGAGAAGAGGCAGAAGAAGCGGGCGGAGGUCGCUACAAAGAAAUUAGGUGACGGAAAGACGCCAAAACCCUCCGGGGGGCGAUCGUUUGCUGAAGUCUUGGGGGAACUCCGGGCGAAAGCCAAGCCAGAGGCAGAGACUGUCAUUAAGGCAAUUCGACGGACCCAAAACGGGGAUGUAUUGCUCGAGCUGGGGAAGUCGAAAGAUAAAGCCGCUUUUGCUGAGAGCUUAAAAAAAGCACUCGGAGACAAGGGGUCCGUGCGGUCACUCGACCCAAAGGUAUCGAUUGAAAUUCGUGACCUUGACGGACUCACCAAUGAUAGCGAGGUAACAGAGGCUAUAAAACGGGCUAUUCCCGAAUUAAAAGAAUCUACAUUUAAAGUAUGGCUCACAAAGCCGAACCGCAGCCAGCAGCGAAUGGCGGUCGCCGAAUUAGGCGAUAGACACGCCAAUAAGCUGUUGGCUCUCCAACAUCUGCGAGUUGGCUGGGUGAGUGGCCGGGUUAAACGAAGAGUUGUCGUCCCACGGUGCUUCCGCUGCCUUGGGUUCGGCCACUCCUCUCGAGCCUGUAAGGGGCCUGACCGCACCAAUCACUGUUUUCAGUGUGGUCAGAUUGGACAUAAGAGGCAGGAUUGUAACCAGAACUCCUGUUUCAUUUGUAAAGAAGCUGGCAGUAAGGGUAACGCCCUGGAGCACAUACCGGGCUCAGGACGGACAGCUGAUAGUCUGCUUGACCGGCUGGCCCAAGAACAUGGUGCCGACGCGCUCUUAGUGAGCGAGCAGUAUCGAAUUAGGGACCCUUCGGUGUGGUUUCCCGACACACUCCAUACUGCUGCUUUCUGGGUGCGGAAUCCACAAGAAGUUUUGAUGCGGAGCCAUGGACAAGGCCGAGGAUUCGUCUGGGAAAGGUGUAGGGACGUUACAAUUUUUAGUUGCUACCUCACCCCCAACGAGGCCAUCCAGGACUUCCGCGAUAAGAUCGACUGCCUGGAAGAGAGCGUGAUUGGUACCAGUGGACAUGUCAUCGUUGGUGGGGACUUCAACGCAAGGACUGUCGAGUGGGGAAUGUCUCUCACCAAUUCCCGGGGGAAGUACAUCCUGGACUUUGCUGCCAGGGCUGGACUCGUUGUUAUCAACGAGGGCAAUACGCCUACUUUCCAGCGCCCCGGGCAAAGAGGCACGAUCCACGACAUAACCCUUGCGUCUGAGUCACUCUUGCCGCGGAUCUCACACUGGAUGGUGCUUGAUGAUUACACUGCCAGUGAUCAUCAGUAUAUCUUGUUUGAUGUAACGGACGGCCUGCGAAGAACCUCUGCACCUCGAGAAGUACCGCUCCAGUGGAAUACUAAGAAGCUGGACGCGGGAAAGUUCACCGAUGUCAUCUUACGGGCAACAACGCGGGAACCUGCGGUGCACGGUGGGGCUUGCACCGAGACAUUGGUUUCGUCAGUGAUGGGACUAAUAACCUCGGCCUGCGAUAAGUCCAUGCCGCGCAGGAGAAUAAGGUGCAACAAGCAACCCGUUUAUUGGUGGACAGACGAGAUUGCGGAUCUCCGUAGAGCCUGUUUAAGAACCAGAAGAGUUGCCAUGAGAGCUAGAAAUCCCGCAGACCGAGGUCGUAAGACGGAGGCCUAUAAGGCUGUAAGAAAGACUCUCCGCCGGGCUAUCAACCGGAGCAAGCAUGACUGCUGGCGGAAACUCAGGGAGGACGUCGAUUCCGAUCCAUGGGGUCUGGGGUACAAGAUUGUAACCCGAAAGAUUGGCGCACGAUCACCUCCAUCCGUCAUGGACGGCGCCACCAUGGAGAAGGUUGUCCAGUCCCUGUUUCCAACUCAUCCGCCGAGGCAAGAAGUCAUAUUCGAUAGGGUGGAAGACAUCCCGCUUUUCAGUAAUGAGGAGCUGGAGAGGGCUGUCCUCUCCCUGAAGAACAACAAGGCUCCUGGUCCAGAUGGGAUUCCGAGUGAAGCUCUUAAACAAGUUUUCCAAGUCAAUCCAAGGAUUCUAUUAAAUAUGUAUAAUGCCUGCCUUUCUGAAGCGGUGUUCCCGUCCCGGUGGAAAAAAGCCAGGCUUGUACUAAUUAGCAAGGGGAAAAGGUGA
Homalodisca vitripennis (glassy-winged sharpshooter) is the source of this 2721-nucleotide messenger RNA. RefSeq lists its product as uncharacterized. NCBI's taxonomy places the organism in Eukaryota, Metazoa, Arthropoda, Insecta, Hemiptera, Cicadellidae. Gene Ontology annotation, molecular function: catalytic activity; zinc ion binding; nucleic acid binding. The coding region runs from base 1 to 2721 and encodes 906 amino acids. The transcript has 3 exons. The record is from RefSeq and is a predicted model, not a curated record.